GGGGGGCUUGUUUGAGAUAACAUCAAAAUUGAUGAGUUCAUAUGUAAAUGCAUACAAGUUAGCAGGGUGGGUUUUCCCUGGAGAGAGAGAGAAAGGUAUUAUUGAGAUGCAUGAGCCAGCAGCCAAUAGGAAGGAGGAAGCAUCCUCAUCAGUGGAUCAACGUGGAUGCCCUCAGAUGACCGGACACUCCUCACACACACUCUCACACACACUCACUGUCUGGUCCACUUGAAGAAGAUUCUUCCUGCUUGUGUGUGGGGGGUAGGAGGGGGGUUAUGACAGCAAGUUUCACUGUGCAGCACCUCUAAAUUGGCAGCAAGGUAAGCUUCUUUAAAAAAAAAAAAAAAAAAAAAAAUCAAAACGUGCUGAUUUUUGUUUGUGCGUGUUUUAAUGGGCUUCUUGUAUUUGCGGAUUUAUUUCAAAUUAAAUGUUGCAACUUCUAUAAUAUAGAUUCAGGGUUAAGGUCUAUAAAGACAUUAAAGCUUUCGGAAUGUUGACCUCAGUUCUGGCUGGCCUGAAUGAGUGUCAUGACCCUGAUUUGUAUCUCUGAACUGGCUGAAUGCUUCUUCAAAUACUCACACAACGGUGAUGAAUGUGUUAUUUUUUGUGGGAUGAAGGGUGGAAAUUUAGAUUAAACUUUUGCAGGGGGGGUCCCAAAAAAUGAUUUAAGUAUGCUUAUUAUCCUUUGAUUUAAGCAAAGUGUUAUGAAAUGAAGAUUUCUUGAACCUAAAUAAAUUCACUUUUCUUUAUCCUUAAAGUAAACUGAUUAGCUGUCUUUGCAGAUAAUCACAAAGUGCUUUACAAUGCAAAGCGGUAUUCAUUAAUUAAAUAGGAAAAUUAACGUUACCUUCAUGAAUUUUCAAAACAAACUAAAUAAACUAAGUGUAAAUGUGCUCAAAGUGUGUAUUAACCUGUAUUUUGUUAGGACACAGUUCCAUCCAUCCCUCAUGUUGCUCACCCUGUCCAGCCUCCCUUCAGCGCCCAAGGACAGGAUCCUCCAGGCGGACAUGCUCAAGACAAGUCCCGCCCGGGGCUUCUUCCCCGCCCCUCUCCACCAUCACCACCACCAUCCGUAUAUGGACCUAUUCCCUCGGACUCACGGCCUCCUUCACCCCAUCAAGUCGCCCUCCGCGCUGGUGCUCAACCCUUACCUCCAGCAGCAGCAGCGGCCCAUGUUAGCAGGCCCGGGGCUGCCAUUCCUCGGACACCUCAUGCAAAGUCACCCGCGGUGCUCGUCCAAGGCGGAGGAGCUGGCCGCGGUGGUGACCGAGCACGCCGCAGGUCCUCUCUCACUUUCAGACUUGAGUUUUAGCAGUCCAGCCGGGGGUAACGGCAGCGAGAGGUCGCCCUGCGCUUCCGCCUCGCCACCCAAGCAGAUGCUCCGCAGCAGGGCUCCGUCCCCGGAGAAGAGAGGCCGCUUCCACUUCAGCGAGGACGACUUGUUCGCGGUGCUGUACGGGUACUCGGCGGGCCCGGAGCGAGGCCGUGGCGGUGCUGGCGGAGGCCACGCUAUUUCAGGGGUGAACCUGCCGGACAAAGAAGGUGCAAACAGUCCCAUCAUCCCACUGGACAAGGAUGCUCUGGAUCUUCCUGAGGGUCUGAGCAUCGUACAGGCAUGCUGGGGCAACGUGUCUCACUGCAGCGUGUUCACUGACGCCGAAAGCAGCGUUCCCAAAGGCACACGUUUCGGACCCUUCCGGGGGAAACUGGUUAACACAAGCGAGAUGAAGACCUACGACGACAACACUCUCAUGUGGGAGGUAUUUGAGAACGGCCGCCUAAGCCACUUUGUGGAUGGCCGUGGCGGCUCAGCCAACUGGAUGUCGCUGGUCAAAUGCGCGCGCUUCGCUGAGGAGCAGAAUCUGGCGGCGUUGCAGGUCAAAGGUCAGAUCUUCUACGAAGCCUGCAAGGAGAUCAAAGGCGAGCAGGAGCUUCUGGUGUGGUACGGAGAUGGCUACGUGCAGUUCUUGGGCAUCCCGCUCACCCUUAGGGGUCCUGAAGAGGACUACGACACCCUACCUCCCGCUGAAGAUGCCAGUGAGGGUUUCAAAUGUGACCGGUGCGGCAAGGUGUUUGCCUACAAGUACUACCGGGACAAGCACUUGAAAUACACGCGUUGCGUGGACCAGGGUGACCGCAAGUUCCCGUGCCACCUAUGCACCCGUUCUUUCGAGAAGAGGGAUCGCCUGCGCAUACACAUCCUCCACGUGCAUGAAAAACACCGGCCACACAAGUGCACAGUGUGUGGAAAAAGUUUUUCUCAGUCGUCCAGCCUCAACAAACACAUGCGAGUCCACUCGGGAGAACGUCCCUACAAGUGUGUCUACUGCAACAAGGCCUUCACUGCCUCCAGCAUUUUGCGCACGCACAUCCGCCAGCACUCUGGAGAGCGGCCCUUCAAGUGCAAGCACUGCGGCAAGGCCUUCGCCUCCCACGCGGCGCACGACAGUCACGUCCGGCGGACUCACGCCCGGGACAAGCCGUUCCCCUGCGACUUGUGCGGGGCUUCCUUCCAGGAGGAGCCUGAGCUCAAGUUCCACGCCAUAAGUCAUAAAAGUAGACAAAUCUUGGACAGCACGAUUCUCAAUCCAGGAACUGGCUCAGCGGAGGAAUCUAUGUUGGACCAUGCAAAAAGUCAAACAAAUGUCAAAAUAAAUUUGCAACCUUACACUGGAAAAACGCCUUUAAAUCCUGAAUAUCGUCCGUGGAACUAAAGCCAAACAAGUUUAUUGUCCUAUUUGUACUCUGACAAGCGUCAAGUUUCUUUUAAAUGGUUUACCAUCGUAACUGUUUAAGAAGAUUUUGCUGUAUUGAGGCACACGAUCAAGCAAACGUGUGCUAAAAUGUUUAUAGUGAUGUGAUCAGUGCUGUAAAUUGUGAACCCAGAUUUGUAUUUCAUGUAUUAGUUCCAACGUCAAAGUCUUAUUAUCAUUAUUAUUUGAGCUUUUUUGUUAAGGAGCAUUUAUCGCAUUUAGCUAAU
Syngnathus acus (greater pipefish) is the source of this 2980-nucleotide messenger RNA. It is a transcript of the gene prdm14, whose product is annotated as PR domain containing 14. Gene Ontology annotation, molecular function: protein binding; RNA polymerase II transcription regulatory region sequence-specific DNA binding. NCBI's taxonomy places the organism in Eukaryota, Metazoa, Chordata, Actinopteri, Syngnathiformes, Syngnathidae. The transcript has 8 exons. Gene Ontology annotation, biological process: regulation of transcription by RNA polymerase II. Gene Ontology annotation, cellular component: nucleus. The record is from RefSeq and is a predicted model, not a curated record. The coding region runs from base 852 to 2714 and encodes 620 amino acids.